AUGGUAGAUAAGAUCAACCAUGGUCCCGUUAUCAGAUUAGUCCAACGCCAUUGUGUAACUAAUUACCUUCAACAUGGAUGUGUUGAUGGAAGCAAGGUUACAUAUCUUGACUACACCAAUCAAUCUUUGGAACCAAGGCGUAUCGAUGUACCCGAAGAUGAGAUUUCUCAGCUUAUAAAGACAUCACCAUCCGGUUCGACGCGACUUGUCUUUGUUGAGAAUAAUUCGCCCGGAAUCCUUAUACUCCUUGGAGAGAAGCUAGAUAUUGACCCUUUGUUCUUUGCAGACUACAUCCAUGUUAGUUUUGAGAAUCCAGCAGAGUCAUCACCGCCUCCGUCACUAGCAACCCUACCGUCAGCCAUAACAACAAGAGAUCAUAUUCUUCUUCACUGCCAGAAAGUCAUUGCUCUCGAGGGAACAGAUGAUGAGCUGAAGACUGUUCCAUAUUCUUUGAAAACGGAGUCGAAUGUUCCGUGUAAUAUCCGACGGUUGGGCACUCUUCCUGGUGGACAACUGGCCCUAUCGCAAACGUGUUGUUCUUCCACCAUCAGGAAGAUUGGAGACAUACGUAUCUGUCUAUUCCUCGUGGACCCUCCUGUUACAUCUGUUAUUCGUUCACUUGGUGAAGAUCAGACAUCAAAGUACGAAGCCCGUACUUCACAUGGUGUUUUUGAAGACUUCCGAGCACCGGAGUCCUUUUCUGCUUUCAAUAAAUCUCCCUCUGGUGACACCUGGGAUAAGACAUCAAUGAUAAAAAACAUCAUACACUACCUCCAGGCUUGUCCACCGCCGGGAUUAGACAUGAGUCACUUGACCCCUCCGAGUAUACCAAGUAUUGGUUACUACCCUAUCUAUAUUACCUUAUCCGAACGGAACAUCUAUAACCACCUGACAAGUCGGCGUUCUAAGCACUAUGAGUACUCAGACCAGCUCAAAGCAAGCCAUUUGCACGAUAAAGUCCUGGUAGAUCUCCAGCGCUGGAAAAGACGCAGCAAGAGCGGCCACCGGAAACUGAACAUCCUAAGGGACGUUAUCAGCUCUCAUAUCCUACCAAGUGACGAUCCACUAGUCUGGAAUGGCGCCCUUCAAGAUAUCAACUAUCUUCGUGAGCAACUUCGCGAUUACACUCAAUCUUUUGAGCAGAUGGUCGUGGUAGCGACAUCGCUCGUCCAACUUCUCGACUCCCGACGUUCGAUGUUGGAAGCUAUCAAUACGAAGCGGUUGACAUUCCUUGCACUUUUCUUCGUGCCCUUAGCAUGGGUAUUGAGUCUUUUCAGUAUGUCCGAUGUGUAUGUCCCUGGCCAUGAUCUAUUCUGGGUCCAUUUUGCUACUGCAUUGCCGGUACUCGCCGUCGUGCUCUUACUCUGUAGAGUGUUAUAA
Fusarium redolens is the source of this 1380-nucleotide messenger RNA. RefSeq lists its product as uncharacterized. The coding region runs from base 1 to 1380 and encodes 459 amino acids. Gene Ontology annotation, molecular function: metal ion transmembrane transporter activity. The record is from RefSeq and is a predicted model, not a curated record. Gene Ontology annotation, biological process: transmembrane transport; metal ion transport. Gene Ontology annotation, cellular component: membrane. The transcript has 3 exons. NCBI's taxonomy places the organism in Eukaryota, Fungi, Ascomycota, Sordariomycetes, Hypocreales, Nectriaceae.